CAUAUAAAAAACAUUAAAAAAAGACAAGAAAAACAUAUAUAUUAGCAUAAUUUAAAAUUGAUUUAGUUGCUGCGACACGAAAUGCCCACACUGCAGGUGUGUCUGCAAUGGACCGCGGUCGUCUUCAAUACAUUUACUUUGCUAAUUGGCAGCAUGGCCGCCCUGGCUGGCGUCUAUGAGCUGCUCUAUAAGCUGGACGAGGGCUCCUCCGAUCACAUUGAUGCGGAGAAGAUCAUGCAGUUGGCCAUGGCCGGCAGCCUUAUACUGGCCGCUGUCAUCGGCUGCUCGGGCGCCUUUCUGGGCUCCAUCAAGGUGCUGGCCGUGCACUUGGUUAUGUUGGUCUUGCUGAUUGGUGCACACGUCUAUCGCCUGGCGCACUACAAUGAGUCCAAGCAUGUGGAUACCACGGAGGAGUUUGUCAUGGGCGUGUGGAUGAGGGAGCUGGUGCAUCCGGGCGCUAUGCAUCAGCUGGAGCGCAGAUACGAGUGCUGCGGCGACAAGGGCUUCUCGGACUACACCAGCCUGAGCAUGCGUGUGCCACAGAGCUGUUUCCAUACCAAGGAUGGGGUGCAUGCGCUCUAUCCCUAUGCCGAGGGCUGCAUGACAGCCGUUAAGCGCGCCCAUUUGAAUAUCUAUCGCUCCGAGAGAUGGGCGCACGGCGGACUCAUUGGCUAUGAGAUUGUGGGCAUUAUUUUGGGCAUAACGCUGUGUUGUCAGCUGACCACCAAAACACGCCGCUAUGCCUACUAGAACUAAGAUUUAUACGCUGCAUUUGCUAAACUACAAUAAACGACUUAACUGCUAUGAUCCAUAGAGAA
This is a messenger RNA of Drosophila montana, 818 nucleotides long. RefSeq names its product Tetraspanin 42Eo (gene Tsp42Eo). The coding region runs from base 82 to 750 and encodes 222 amino acids. The record is from RefSeq and is a predicted model, not a curated record. The transcript is spliced from 5 exons. NCBI's taxonomy places the organism in Eukaryota, Metazoa, Arthropoda, Insecta, Diptera, Drosophilidae. Gene Ontology annotation, cellular component: membrane.